AUGGAUUCUCUAGAUAGUUAAUCAAAAAAACAAUAAUAAGAGGAGUUAGAAAAAACACCAUUUAAUGUAUGCAUUGAAAUAGGAUCAUCUAGAGUGAAAGUAGGAGUUUAGAACAUAAAAACAUAACAAUUUGACUUCUUUUCUGAAGACACAAAAUUCUUCUUUUAUCCUUUAGAUAGCCUAUUUGAUAAGCUCAGUGAAUUUUUACACUAAAAAGGAGUUUAUUUAAUAUAAAAAAUUGGAAUAAGCACUACAGGAGAGGUUGACUCGGAAAAAGGAACUAUCAAAUAAUGUGGUACACUUAAAAUCAGAUCUAAAUAAAAGCAUUUUUAAGAUUUUGAGCUUGUUGGAUUGAUUAAUACUAAAUUGUAACAGAAAAUUUUAGAAAAAGAUUUAACUUAUUUAAUUAAUGAUGGUCAUUCUGCUGGUUUAGGAAUUUAUUAUUAUGCAAAAGAAAAACAUGAUUUUCCUUUUGUAUCUCUGAGUCUUGGAACUUAUCCUGCAGUCUCAGUAAUUACUGAUAGCUUUAUAGCUACAGUUGAGGCAAGAAAAAAUUUUAUAAAAGGAAAACAUAUAUCAGCAUACUGUGCAAAAUCUCUAGUAGAAAAAGACAAAAAAACUGACCAAGAGUAUACAUAAAAUAUUCUUGAUAUUAUACCUCUACUUAAUAAAAUUUCAUUUAAUAUGACUGGAGAAAAUAUGACCCAUUUAUUUAUAUUGGGUGGUAUGAGCAAUCAUAUAACAGAUGACCUUUUCUUCAAAGAUGAAGCUAUUAAAAAUACCACAACUAUAAUAAAAGACGAUUAAAUUAUAUACAAUUAAAUCAUAUUUCCUGCUUUGCUAAAAUACCACCCAAAGCUAAGUGCUGAUGUUUAGAUAAUCUCCAAAGAAGAUUUUUCUGUUGUAAUUGAUUGA
This is a messenger RNA of Tetrahymena thermophila SB210, 915 nucleotides long. RefSeq lists its product as hypothetical. The record is from RefSeq and is a predicted model, not a curated record. NCBI's taxonomy places the organism in Eukaryota, Ciliophora, Oligohymenophorea, Hymenostomatida, Tetrahymenidae. The transcript has a single exon.